Messenger RNA from Rhopalosiphum maidis (corn leaf aphid), 1491 nucleotides. Its product is annotated as 3'-5' ssDNA/RNA exonuclease TatD. Gene Ontology annotation, molecular function: single-stranded DNA 3'-5' DNA exonuclease activity. Bases 354 to 1271 code for a protein of 305 amino acids. Gene Ontology annotation, cellular component: cytosol. The record is from RefSeq and is a predicted model, not a curated record. The transcript is spliced from 6 exons. NCBI's taxonomy places the organism in Eukaryota, Metazoa, Arthropoda, Insecta, Hemiptera, Aphididae.
UCCGCGGCUGGUCCGGUCGUUCUCGUUAUCGUAUGGAAUUUUAAUGCUGUUGUUGUUUAGUUGUUUUCGAUUACAAAUGUCAUAGGUAUUUACUGUUUGUCCGUUCUUUAUCACCAACUUUAGACUAUUAGACAUCAGAUAAGUGCUAAGUAGACCACCACGGUCGAUGUACAGACAUACAGUGUCCAUAAUAGUUUAUCUUUGGCACAGUUAAAAGUUAAAAUUUAGAGCGUUAUAUUUAUAUAUAUAUAUAAAUACACACAGACACAACCUAUUUAACAAUAAAAAUAAGAUAAAUAAUUAUCCUUUAGGCUUGUUCACGCGUAAUUCCGUACACUUUUUGUAAAAUUAUCAUGGCUUUUCAACCUAACAGUACAGUCAAAGUUCAGGAUCCAAUCCGAGAGAACUAUGACAAUUAUUUGCUCAUCGAUGUUGGAUCGAACAUGGUGAACAAAAAGUUCAGCAGGGACUUGGAAUCUGUAUUACAACGAGCAAAAGAUUCGGGUGUUCAAAAAAUAAUUGUUCCUUGUACCUCUCUAAGAACGAGUAAAGAAGCGUUACGGUUAGCAAGAAUAUAUCCAGGAGCGUUAUAUUCAACUGCAGGUAUCCAUCCACACGAAGCAAAAUCUUGGGAAGAUAAUUAUUAUGAUGAACUGAAAGAUAUUGCUAAAAAUUCAGAAUGUGUAGCUAUUGGUAUAUGUGGGUUGGAUUAUAAUAAAGAUUUUUCAUCACCUGAUAUACAAAGAAAAGUUUUUGAAUUACAGAUUUCCUUGGCUAAAGAAAUGAAAAAGCCCAUUAUGUUGCAUCAAAAAGGAGCCCACGAAGAUUUUUUAAAGAUUAUAAAAACACAUUUGCCUUUAAUGCUUCCAGCAAUUUUACAUUCGUUUACUGGUUCUUUCGAAGAAGCUACUGAUUACAUAAACUUGGGAAUGUACAUUGGGAUAACAGGAGGUUUGUGUAAAGACAGUUCUGGUAGUGGGAUAAAAAAACUUUUGAAUGCUGGAACAUUAACAUUAGAUAGAAUACUAGUGCAAUCAGAUUCUCCAUUUAUGUAUCCAAAUGCUAGAGCAGCAAAUCUUACCGAUGCAUUAAAAUCUAACCUUACCCAAAGAUCACUGGGAUUUUUACAGCGUUACUGUACAUUUCAUCGAAACGAACCAUGUUCAUUACCUAUUUUGGUGGAAUUGUUAGCUGGUUUUAUUUCUAAAAAACCAGAUGAAGUGGCAUUAGCAACAUCAAUUAAUGCGCUUAAAAUAUUUGGAAUGUCAUAAUUUUAACACUUCAAAAAGUUGUAUGAAUUUGUGUUGGUUUUAUUAUUUUUUUUUAUUGAAUUUAUAAUUUAUAAUUUAUUAUUGUUAUUGUUCAUCAAAUUAAGGUUUUUAACUUAUAAUAACUAUUAGUCAAAGUAUAACAAUGAAAAUAUAUUGUGCCAUUUAACAACUUUUGUUAUAACUGCUACAUUGAUGUAACUAAAUAAAUAAUUUUACUUUA